Astyanax mexicanus (Mexican tetra) is the source of this 1801-nucleotide messenger RNA. Its product is annotated as GTP-binding protein REM 2. Gene Ontology annotation, molecular function: GTPase activity; GTP binding; calcium channel regulator activity. The record is from RefSeq and is a predicted model, not a curated record. Bases 282 to 1130 code for a protein of 282 amino acids. The transcript has 5 exons. Lineage: Eukaryota; Metazoa; Chordata; Actinopteri; Characiformes; Acestrorhamphidae. Gene Ontology annotation, cellular component: plasma membrane.
CACAAAAAAUCCAGUUCAGCUUGGUGCGAUGACUUUUUUUCAGAGCUGUAUAUAUACAUACAGAGACAGAGAGAGAAAAAGAGAAAGGAGAGAGAGAGAGAGAGAGAGAGAGAGAGAGAGAGAGAGAGAGAGAGGGAAGAGUCGCGCGCACCUCUGAGUGGGAGCGCGGGAGGAGGAGGAGCGCGAGGCAUCGUUACUGAGCAGCAGCUCAGAGCGGAGUAACGGACGAACCGCGGAGAGAGAGAGAAAGAGAGAGAGACCUCUGAUGGGCGAGAGAGAGCAUGACUUUGUCCAGUGCCCCGCCACUUCGUAGAGGAAGCACCCCUGUUCCAUUCAAACAUCAGCUCAGAAGAGAAGAAGCUGUCAAUGAUGACUGUGACUGGACACCUGGACUUGGUGGAACUUCCCCACCUCCAAUAAGCUUCAUCCCUGCACAGGAUGAGGUCAUCAAUGCAGACACAGAGGAGAGGCAGGGCGGCCCCCUGAGGAUCGCACUGCUUGGCCAGAAUGGGGUGGGCAAAACGUCACUUGCUAUUGCCCUCGCAGGGGAGAUAGACAGGACUGCCUCCGUGGAUUCUGAUGGAGAGGGUUAUGUUCGAAAUGUCACCGUGGAUGACGAGGAGAGCACCAUCUUUAUAUUUGAUAACUGGAGACAGGAUCUGUCCACGCUGAUGUGUGAAGUGUGCGUGUUGGUGUUUUCGGUGACUGACAGACGCAGUUUCCACCGCACAGCUCAGCUCCGCCUCCUCCUCAGGGAAAACCAGCCACAAACGCCCAUCAUCCUCGUGGGCAACAAAAGCGACCUGGUCCGAUCCCGAGAGGUCACUGCAGAAGAGGCUCGGUCCAGCGCUGCUCUUUACGAGUCUCCUUAUCUGGAGUUGUCUGCCUCUCUAGACCACGGCACCACAGAGCUUCUGGAGCUGGCAGUACGGGCAGCACGUGGUGAGAGUGUGGGUCCCCUGGGUGCUGGAGGAGAAGGGGCUGCAGGUGGUCGGCGUGAGAGCAUGACCACACGAGCCAAGCGCUUCCUCGCCAGCCUGGUGCCACGCUACCCGCGCGAGAAGGAGCGUGAGAGUGGAAAGUUCUUCAGGCAGAAAUCUCGUUCCUGUCACGAUCUCGGUGCACUGUGAUCACAGAGAAUGAAGGGAGAUGGAGACGUAGAUAUAUAGGUAAUGGUUUAUCAGUUUAUUGAACUAAAAAGGAAAAGGACUGUUGUGGAAGAUUUUCAGAGAAAUGUGGGAGAAUUCGUAAAAUAUUACAGAAACAAUGAACAUAAAGAAAACUAUGAAAACGACAAACAAAUAUAGUUUCAUGACUACAUCUAGAAUGUUUGUGAUAGCAUUGUAAAGCUGUAGCGAGUGUUUACCACUGUACACUACUCCUGUACAUACGUCACCAUUGGUUCUGUCAUGUACCAUCACAGCUAAGGGCAAAGCAUAGCAUUUAGUACAUGCAAAAAUGUAGCACUUUGACAGACUGAACAACUGUAUUGUGCAUGCUCCAGGAUUAAAAAAAGAAAGACACAAGUUCACUCAAAUGGUUUGAGGAAGCUAGUUACUUUUAGUCAUUUUGGCACACCAAUGCCUUUGUGUAAUAUAAAUGAAUUAGGGCUGCAGAGUAAUAUUUGACCAGAGGAAAGUAGUUUCCUCAGACUCUUUCUAUGAACUUUUCACACUGCAGUAUCAUGACUCUAACUGUACCACUGAAUAUGUAUGUGCAAGAUUUUUACAUGUACUAAAUCCAGCCCCAAGGCUUCAUCCUCCAUUACUGAGAGGUAAAUUAAAUGUAUUUAAAAAUCAAA